GCCAUUGAAACUGAAAAAAAAAGUGAGUCGGCAUAGUCAUCCUUUGGUAGGUUAGUGCGACUCUUUUUCAAGCCUUUGUGAAACCGGAAGAAAACCCAUAAGAAAGAUAUUAUUUUUGACAGUAUUGGACCACAUUUUUCCAAGCAGCCAUAUUGGAAGAAAAAGUGCACGUGGCGCAAACGACAAGGAGUUGUUCCAAUCUUUACGAUGGAUUUAUUCCGAAUUAUUGUGAUCUGCUUCUGGGCUACAGUAUUAUAUGUUGAGGCCAACCAUAGGCACGGACAGUCAUUUUCCUUCAAUCAGCGAUCGAUACGUAACAUUGCACCAUCCCGAUCUGUAAACACGUUUUCUAGCAGACGACCACAAACAACUGCGACACGUCUGAGUACUCGAAAUUUACCUCAUAGCAGGGGGUCCAGCCAGUUUUUCCGCACACGUGAUGGACACCUACGUCUGAGACCAACCUCUACAUCGAGGACUUCCGGUGUGAGAUUUGGGAGGCUAAUAAAUUCUGGCUUCAGUUCACGAGGAAGUGCAUCUGCAUCUCGAGCAAUGAAUUCUGGGAUGCACCCACAACAAAGGCAUUCUUCUUCCUCUCAAUCCUCAGCCAGUAGAAUGGUAUCCAUUCCCAAGGAUUUACUGAUAAAUUUGUUACAAAAUGCUAGAAGGUUGAACAGAAAUUUCAACUCCAGAAGGGUGGAGCAGCACGUCACUCAACCAGUCACUCAGCCCUCUGUUAUUUUGUCUGUUUCUGCGAACAAUCUUGAAAAUAGCAUAUCCAACAACAUAGGAAGUCAGCUUCAGAAUCUUCUUCGUUGGAACCAAGCACAGCACGUAAUAGAAACGGCAACUCCACAAAGAAUCCCUAGCAUACCUUCAAGUAUUGCGUUCCAGCCAUUUGUUGAAGAGCCAUUCGGAAACGAUCCCCAGUACGUGUUAAUGCCAAGUAUGAGUCCCCCAGUGAUCUUUUCUCCUCCCCACCCAGCUCCAACGUAUCGACCCACCCAGUUUGACCUUGCCCUUCAAGCGCAUAUCCUAGAUGAACUUGGUCUUGAACACCUUAUAAAAGACAUGCCGGACGCAAGUGAGGUACAGCAGCCAAAACCUGAAAAGAAACCACAGAAGAGCAAAAAGACCAAAAUUGUCAUCAACACCAAGAAAAACAAAAAAGUUCAAAACAACCCUCCAAAUGUGCAAAAGAAACAACAGUCGAGUGGUAUUAACCAUCUUAUAGCACCAGUGGCCGCAGCAAGUGAUCUGGUGGCAUCAACGAUGAAGCCGAUCCGUAUUGUGUUAAAUAAUCACAUUCAGAGUGUGCAGACCCAGGCGGUAACCACGCCUGCGCCAGGGCCGAUAAGUGUCCACAAAAACCAAAAACUUAUUAUUACCCCUUCGGGGAAUUAUACCAUCCAAAAGGUUCCUCUAGGCAAUAGUGGAUUUCAGAUUGCAUAAAGUAUAACUUACUAGCGUCGAACAAAAUACUUCUUCUUUGUUUGGCAAAUAUCUGGUGCUGGUGGCAUACUCAAAGACAGUGUGCUGAGGCAGGGAUAUUGCAUUAAAUAUUUUCUAUGCCCAUUACUGAAAUAAAAAACCAUCCGAGUAAUCCGGUGUAUCGCAAGAAAAUGAAAGGACAGAGAACAAUUUCCCCGUUAUAUUUUUGCGUUCUCUUAGAGCACCAUUCACACACCAUUUUGAUUUCAAUGUGUUGCUCUGUUCGUAGUGAAUAUUUUUUGUUGUUUUAUCGUUGUAUUCACGAGGAGAGAUGAACCCGUAAAAGAAAUGAACUUGUAUACACUUGGUGACUAGAUAUAUGGAAGUGUGUGUUUGUGUUCUAUGUGUAUUCGUGUGAGUGUGUGUUUGUGUGUAUGUAAUGAGGAUGAAGAAAAUUUGGACGGACACUUGCACUACAGUGACCUCGAUGUGUGUACACCCGUCUGUGAGUGAACUAAGUCUUACAUAGAAGUUACAAUAGUGUAUCUCUUAAGGCUGUUCUCAUAUUGAGAAGGAAAAGAAAAACAAGCGACGAUUGACUAUGUGGGUUGAAUUUUGUUCAUGUUGUGUCUUCCUUCAUUUACCCUUUUUAGCAUUAUUUUUCAAAUAUAUUUAAAUGCACGAAAAGAGUAUGACUUUGCGAUCCAUGUAAAUCUAUGCAUAUCAAGACCCACGAUAACGAUUUGUUGUAAGAUAAUCUUUCAUAUUUCUGUUUCGUCUGUUUUCUAAGAAAUAUGUUUGUUGAUUGUUAUGAUGCGAGCCAAGUAACAAUAAAACAGAUUUAAAUGCAAAUAAAAAGUCUAACAAUAA
Messenger RNA from Magallana angulata, 2301 nucleotides. RefSeq lists its product as uncharacterized. Bases 208 to 1452 code for a protein of 414 amino acids. The transcript has 3 exons. The record is from RefSeq and is a predicted model, not a curated record. NCBI's taxonomy places the organism in Eukaryota, Metazoa, Mollusca, Bivalvia, Ostreida, Ostreidae.